This is a messenger RNA of Brassica oleracea var. oleracea, 895 nucleotides long. RefSeq lists its product as uncharacterized. Lineage: Eukaryota; Viridiplantae; Streptophyta; Magnoliopsida; Brassicales; Brassicaceae. The record is from RefSeq and is a predicted model, not a curated record. The transcript has 4 exons. The coding region runs from base 59 to 700 and encodes 213 amino acids.
GACGGAGCAUUAAAGCUUCUCUUUCCGACCCGAAAAAAGGAGAAGAAAAAGGUUUGUGAUGGCUUCAUCAGAUUACGAGAUCAUCACUGACCCGUGGGAUCCUAAAUGCGUGAGCGCGUGCACCAUGUAUUUCCCUGGAAAAGAGCCCGAAGAUAAUGAGCUUCUGCUGGAGAAGAUCCGUGGGAAACUUGACGAGCGGAUUCACAAUCACACACUAGCAGAAGAGUAUCGUAUUAUGAACGACCAGAUCGUGAAGAGUCAGGGAUUUGAUGUCGAUUUCUCCAAGCUGCGUUACCUUUUCGACUUCCAGCCUGCGUUUCUCGACGAACUCUAUCCACUCGGCAAACCACAUACCGGUAGGGUCUAUUUCGGUAGAUUGGCUGCAGAAGCCGUUGAGAUUUACAACAAAAGAGAGGGGACUAGUUUUGAGUUCGUUGAGGUUGAGAAAGCAAAUAUUUACUUGAACAGCGGAAAGUUCUACUUCAUCACAUUUGUAGCCAAAGAUCCUCUUCACCAGACAAAAGUGGUGUUUCAAGCUAAGGUCAUCCAUGUGUUCUGUAGAGAGAUUGUACACAGCUUCUGCAGGCUUAAACCCAACCAAGAAGGAACAUGUGAGGAUGAAGAUUCCAUUGCGGAGAAAGCGUCCGUUAGAAGAACCAAGAAGAGAAAGCAUGGGUUGGAAAUUAAUCAAGAGUGGUGAAGGGGUCCUCUUAUUUCGGUUCAAGGGGUGGCUGGUCUCUUGGUCUCUCUAAUUAUGUUGUGUAAGAACCUUUUCUUUUGUUAUCAUGUUUGAGGAAUAAUUAUGUAAUUUCUGGAUUAAUCCUCCUUUUGGGGAGGGUGAGAAUUCCAUGUAUCCUCAACUAAGAUUAAACUUUUAUAUCUUUCAUUUGCACUA